This is a messenger RNA of Oncorhynchus kisutch (coho salmon), 4374 nucleotides long. Its product is annotated as nck-associated protein 5. Gene Ontology annotation, cellular component: microtubule plus-end. Gene Ontology annotation, biological process: microtubule bundle formation; microtubule depolymerization. Bases 82 to 4353 code for a protein of 1423 amino acids. The transcript has 11 exons. NCBI's taxonomy places the organism in Eukaryota, Metazoa, Chordata, Actinopteri, Salmoniformes, Salmonidae. The record is from RefSeq and is a predicted model, not a curated record.
CUGAAAGUCUAGCCGGAGAACAAACAACAUCUGGCCGUGGGGAGAGAGGAGAGGGACGAGGCUCAGCAAGGAUAUUAGCAGAUGGUGUCACUACAACAACACUUUGUCAGUAUGGAGGAGACUGUGAGGAGCCUGCUACAGAACCAGGAUACACUGGAGGGCCCCAGCGUGGAUCCACUGGACCUUAUGAAAGCCUACAAGAACAAACUCCUGGAGGAGAUGUGGAAACAGCAGAACAGUCUGGAGGGCCCAACACCCCCUUUGAUAGAUAGGAGGCCCAACUCUCCAGGAUGCAGCAUUAGGGGACAUGAGGAGGACUCCCACGAGGCCAAGCCACUUCUAGAGCGACUACGGGCCCUGGAGGUGGAGAACUCUGCCUUGACGAUGGAGAACGACAACCAGAGGAAGCAGUAUGAACGUUGUCUGGAUGAGGUGGCUAAUCAGGUUGUUCAAGCACUCCUCACUCAAAAGGACCUAAGAGAGGAGUGUGUGAAGCUGAGGACACGCGUGUUUGACUUGGAGCAGCAGAACCGCAUACUGAACGUUCUGUUCCAGCAGCGGGUCAAAAUAUCCAGCAACCCUGUCUCCCAGGAGGUCCAACGGAAUGGGAAGGCCGGUGUUCCUGCAGUGAGGUGGCCCAGCCUGCUGAGUCUGACCUGUCCACGCAGUAGCUGCAGUGGCAGUGAGGCCUCCUUAUCCAGUGCCUGUAGUGAGUACUCCAGUGGCUCACAUACUUGGGCGGAAGGACGUGGCUCCACCAAGCAGUCUGCAAUAAAUCGAGAGAAGAGGAUGAGUGCAACUUAUUGCUCUGUCUCAGCAGAGCAGCCGGACCUAAGCUGGAAAGAGGGCCACAUUCUGAAGGGCCUAAAGAGGCUCCAAAUGCGCAGCCCAGCUCCCCAGGAGCCAUCUUCACUUGCCUCCACGUCACAUUUCAAGAACUGCAUGACCUCCAACGAGGGCAUAUACUCUCUAGGGGUCAAGUGUUGUCCAAUAGGGGUACUGCCCGCAUUGGCAAAGGGAAAGCCUUUCAAGCCAGGUGCAGGAGUCAGUACCUUAAUCUCUGACUCGGACGAUGCAGAUGAUGAGUCGCCUCAAUCCCCAGUCAGGGAGUCCUGCUGCCCACCCAUCAAAGACACACAUCAUCUGGAAGGACAGCCUGCGUCUGAAUUGGAAAUGGCACAAGGGGAAAAGAGCUUUACGGACUACAACUCCCAAGAGGAGCCUGUAAGACUCGUAAGAAGUCCCAGCAACUCCCCCUCACCUAUCAAAGACGUCUUCUUGCUCAAGGGUCCUACACUGCAGCCUGGACUUAGCCCAACAGCGACCCCUACCACUGUGAGUGGACUUGAGAAUACAAACUGGAUAGAAAAAGACAAGCAGUCUGCCUUUACAAACUGGAAUGUUAUGGACAGUUGCAAUUUGAGGCCAGAGAGUGUUAAACAGCCACAAGAGAAAGUUACAGACAAACAACUAGAGACAGGGGCUAGGGAAGUGAGACAACCCAUUCAUCAUUCAGCAUCCAGAGCUCUGAGUUGGGUUAGUGAGGUCAGACAGCGCAGUGCUUCCAUGGAUACGAAGCAUUACAGAGAGCCAAACAGCCAGGGUGAAAUUGAUACCAAGGACCACACCAUUUUGGAGUCCCGACAGAGGAAAGCAAAGCCUAAGGCCUGCAACUCAGCAAGGAAGGCCUUUUUCCUCCGAAGCAAGAGUGCGGACGGAGGCUCAGACCAGGCCAAGCUGCACCAGCCUCUACAUCAGAAGCUGAUAAAAGUCAAUCAAAGGUCCAAGAACCACAUGAACACUCCUGGGUCCAGUGGCCCUGGCACAAAGACUUACCUCAGAAAGGCACCGGGUCCAGCAAAGGUAUCAGUACAAAUGUUUGAGAAAGGUAAGAAUGUUACUGGUGCAAGAACUUCAGGGCCACUUGAGAAUAGGGUACAAAGCUCCCCUUCUUCUUCACCUCAGAAACUGGUCAAGGUAUUUCAGCCACCUGGGCUGAAUGAUUACCCCAAGAGACCAUCGAAAGUAUCCCAACCAGUCUCCAAACUCCCAUCAAGUGGAGCAAAAGCCCCCAACUUCAACAAUUCAGCCUGCUUUCCACUCAAACAGAGACAGCAAGACCAGCACUCCGAUCCACCUCGCAAUGAUAUCAGGUCCCUUUCUCCUCCACCCCCACCAGGUCGGACCACCUCCCUACUAAUACGAUCUGGUCAUGACUCAUUACCUCAGGCGCAUAAGCCUGUGACUCAGCCCCAAACCUCUAGCACUGUGAAGGCAACCACCAAUAGCACCAAAUCUCAGUCAAGUCAUCAUUCAUCUAUUUUACAAAAGCAAACUCAAGCCCCCAUCAAAAUGCAAGACACUCAUCAUAUGGAUCCCAAAAUGGGCUCUCAGAUGAAAAAGUCUCCGAAACUGGUCCCUACCAAAGUUCACCAUACCUUACCAACUUCUACCCCUAUUCAAGAAUCUAAGGAAACAGCCUAUUCCCAAUCCUCACUGAGCUGGACUGUGGCACAAGCUUCCCAUCAGGAAAAUAGUGCCCCCUUUGUGGUGCCAAACCAGGGCUGUUUACCUGUGUCCCAGCAAAGCAAUGAUGAGCUACAAAGUACAGAGCUCUUACCUCAGGCCUCAGCAUCUCUUCUCUGCCAUGGCAUAGUUAGUAACUCUCAACAUUCUAUGACCAGGGUAGUGAAGUCAUCCAUUGUUUUUGGCUCCAAAACAAAUGAUUCAACCUCAAAGCCGGGCAACAACUCUACAGUUAACACUGCUACAAAGGGAGUGCAGACUUUUGAAAACCUUUACCAGGACACCUACACACGUCCAAUGAUGCACUGUGUCAAUGCAGCUGUAGCCAAGGUCAAUGCUAGGAGAAAUCUCAAGACCCGCUAUAGCUCACUAGAGGAGCCUACACUCCCACAUACAGCAGCAGAGAAUGAUGUAACUUUGGACUGGGGAUUUGAUGAAGAGGGCUGGCUAUUCAAGCGCUCAGUCUCAGUCUCUACCCGGCCUCCUAUCCACCCAGUAAUGGGCAUGAACGGAGCAAAGGCUCGCAGUCAAAGCUUCGGAGCACGUUACAUGGACAGACCAAACGUCAGCAGAUCAGGAAAAGUCCGUACUCACAUCAAAACUAACUCAGGAAGCUCUUUGAACUCUCUUGGUGAUGUAUUUUGGGGCAGUAUGAGUUGCUCCAACAGCUACCAUUGUCCCAUGAGCAGAUCCCACGUUAACAAUUUCAUGAUUGAGGAAGGCUUACCACUACCUCCACAUCUGGGGGCUUCCAGUGAUCGAUUUGAUCUGAAACACAAGAGGUUAAACUCAACAUCACAUCUCCAGACUGAGAAACAGCUCUCUAGCACCUUCUGUGAACCCAUCCAUGGGAAACCAGAAAGGCAGUCCACCAUCGAGGAGAAGGUCAUGAUGGGAAUCAAGGAGAAUUUGCAGAAAUCUCAGGAGCAGGAGAAGACAACUGAAACUAAGCAGAAAUCCGUCUCAUCCCUGGCAAACUGGUUCGGAUUCCGCAAGAACAAGCUCCCUGCUCCGAGUGGCAAAAACGUAGAUACUCAAAAGGGAAAGGAGGAGAAGAAGGAGCCUAAGCUUGGAUCUCUCUUGGGUGGGAAGCAGGCAAAGUCCGACAAAAAGGAGAGGAGGAAAAGUGAAGGUCAUCGAAUGGACAGCUCGGUGGGGAAAAGAGACUCCCAAGAUGCAUUUCUCCUCUGCCUCUCGAUGGCCUCCCAAGGAGCCUCAGUUAACAGCAACAUGCAAGGACAAACUGGCAUCUGUGGGGACACAAAGACAAAAACACAGAGGAUGAACCUCAGGACUGAUAACGACAAUGGAGCUGCAUUAAAGAGCCCCAGUCAAGAUCACGUGACCGGCUCCGGCUGCAAGAUGCGAACAUUGGACAGCGGCAUUGGAACGUUCACCCUCCUUGAUUCCUCCUCCUUCCUCCACUUCCUUCCCAAGUCCCCAUCGGCCCGGGGUCACUCCCUCAGCCCACCCACUGUGCCCAGUUCCUCUAGUGCAGAGGUGUCGCUCUCCCCAUUACCCAGGUGGAGAGUGCCUGCCGGCUCAAAGGACCAUCCCUGCAGCCAACCAGAGCUUGUCAACUCCUCGUUAUCCGACACCACUGUGACCUGUGUCCAAUCAGUGCCUUAUCCCACUGUGGCCUUCCUUCAGCCCAUCCAAUCCCUGUCUGAGCCCCUUGUGACCUGUGCCAAUGUAUGUGAUACUCAGAGCAGGCUGCCCAGACUAGCCUCAGGUAAAGCCCAGAGAUAUCUUGUCCAGAGAUACAGUGCCUUCAGAAAGUAUUCGUACACCUUGAUUUAUUCCACAUUUUGUAGUGUUACAGCCUGAAUUCAAAAUGGAUUACAAAUA